AUGUUCAAUACAAAAAUUGUUCUUCUUCUAAUAACGCUCUUCUUUGUAAUUACUUCUUUCAUUUCUCAAACAACAACCACAGAAAGCGAUGCACAUUUUGUUAAUGACACGGAUCAAGACCAUUUAGACUUUACGGAUUUUAAAGAGAGGGGAUUGCCUUUAGUAGAGAAGAAGGCUCAAAGGCGCGUAAGACCGACAAAUUGGUUUAGGUUUUGCUACGUGUUUAUUUUGCCGCUUAUUGUGGUAGCUCUAAGUGCUUGUCUAAUGUUUUGGUCUGUCCGCCGCUACAAAAAAUGGAAAAAAGAAAAAGCAGAAGCACGGGCUCGUCACCAACAACUAAAACGUUCUCGAAGCAAGAGCAAAACCCGUACCAAAUCAGCAGACAAAAAAGAACACGACGACCACUUACAGCCAACAAUUCCAGUACCCCCGCCAACACCCGGAACAGCAAUGCUUACACCAAUGGAAAAUCUCGUUUCAAGGUCGUUGACAGCCUUAGCGGGGCGAGUUGGAAGUGGAACGAAGUUUCGACCUAUUGCAACACGUUCGUAUGCUGAGGGAGUGACAAUACCCGAUUCUUAUAGAAGUGAAGAAGAGUCAAAUUCUGAUAGAAGAGACGGCAGAGAGGCUACAACUACAGAAGAAAGUAUUGAAGACGAUUUAGAUGAGAGACCAGUUUCUUUAGUUGCUUUGAGUAAAAUAGAAAAUGUUGGGUCAAUUAGAGGAUAA
Meloidogyne enterolobii is the source of this 729-nucleotide messenger RNA. NCBI's taxonomy places the organism in Eukaryota, Metazoa, Nematoda, Chromadorea, Rhabditida, Meloidogynidae. The record is from the annotation of a GenBank genome assembly.